AUGGCGGCGGCAGGUCCGAGUACUAGGGCCUCUUCCGCGGCGGCAGCGGCAGCUCUGAGUCGGCGGAGCCGGCGGGGCCGCUGUGACGAGAUGGCGGCAGCCAAGACCGGGCCCCAAGGCUCGUCCUCUGGCCCCGCGCUGCUGGUGUUGCCGCAGCCGUUGCUUCAGUCACCACCGCGGCCGGAGGAGUCGGGCUGCGCCGGGUGCCUGAAGACCCCGGGGGAAGCGGCGGCCCUGCCUUGCGGCCACUCGCUGUGUCGAGGCUGCGCCCAACGCGCCGCCGACGCAGCGGGCCCGGGUUGCCCGCGCUGCCGCGCCCGCGGCCCGGGUUGGGCCCGCCGUCGGGCCCGCGACGACGGCCAGGCCAACGCGGAGGUGCUGGGCGAGCGCGCCCGCCGCGGCCAGCCGGAGCGCUGCCGCCCGCGCCGGGACGGGGGCGCGGCCGCCGCGAGGCCCAGGCCGGAGCAGGAGCCGCGCGCCGCGCCCGCGGAGCCAGAGUUUAUAUUCAGAACACCAAUCAAAUUAAGCAAGCCUGGGGAACUUCGUGAGGAAUAUGAAAGCCUGAGAAAGCUGAAAGAAGAAAAGUUACAAGAGGAGAAAACCUCCGAAGAUCAAAUCCACAAGCUGUUACCAGAGGAUACAGAAACAGGGAAGAGGAAAAUGGAUGAACAGAAAAAAAGAGAUGAACCAUUAGUACUGAAAACAAAUCUGGAACGUUGUCCUGCACGUCUCUCAGAUUCAGAGAAUGAAGAACCUUCCCGAGGCAAGAUGACACAGACACAUCGCUCCGCAUUUGUUUCUAAGAACAACUCCUACUCCUUAGCUUUCCUGGCAGGGAACCUAAAGGUAGAAAGGAGUCAGAGCUGCAGUGACACUGCUCAGGACAGAAUGAAGAGCAGACUCCGAGCAGCCCCAACCAGCAAAGCCAAGGUCACAACUAUAACCCCAACCUCCAAUCCCAUUAUUGGUGUCCUCUUGUCCACUCAGAACAACCGCUGCCUCUCUGCCCCUGACUUGACUAUUGAAAAGCGUCUGCCCUUCAGCUCCCUCUCAUCCUUGGCUUCACUGCACAAGCCUGAGCGCUCCAUCAGCCCAGAGAGCAAUGACAGCAUCUCUGAAGAACUCAACCAUUUCAAGCCCAUUGUGUGCUCACCAUGUACUCCUCCCAAGAGACUCCCUGAUGGCCGUGUGUUAAGUCCCCUCAUCAUCAAAUCAACACCUCGCAACCUAAAUAGAAGCCUACAGAAGCAGACUUCUUAUGAGGCCAGUCCACGGAUCCUUAAAAAGUGGGAACAGAUCUUUCAGGAGCGGCAGAUCAAAAAAACCCUUUCGAAAGCCACCCUCACUUCAUUGGCUCCAGAAACAGGGGAAGACUUGCUAGUCUCUGAAGUCAUCCAUUCUAGCAAGGAGAAGCCACUUCUGGCUUUAAAUACAAGAUUGUGCAGUGGGCAUGUGCUCUCUGAGUAUCCUGGACCCACCCCUGCGGACCUGGAUUAUUUCCCCUCUGUUAGCCAAACAAAAGCAGAACAGGUCAGUGACAGUAAAAGGAGCACUGAGAUCUCAUCGGAAACCUGCUGUUCUUCAGAAUUCGGAGUGGGAGCCAGUGGGACUUCUCUGGAGAGAGAGCAGUUUGAAGGGUCAGGGUCAACCCCAGAUGCCAAGUUAGACAAAGCUUGUAUAAGCACAGCCAUGAAAAUCUCGGCAGUUAAUUCGGUGUUGCCCAAAAACAGUGUUUUGGGUGGGGUCCUCAAAACAAAGAAACAGCUGAAGACGGUGAACCAUUUUGAUCUGCCUAAUGGUGUUCUGGCGGACAACCUAUGUGAGGAGCCGCUUCCUUCCUUGCGUCGGGGCCGAAAAAGACACUGUAAGACCAAGCAUUUGGAACAAAAUGGGUCCCUUAAGAGACUGCGACAAAACAGUGGUGAGGUGGGUCUGGCCCCAACAGACCCAGUCCUGCGAGAGAGGGAGCAGAAAUUGCGGCAAGAGGAAGAGGACAGGCAGCUGGCUCUGCAGCUGCAGCGCAUGUUUGACAGCGAGAGGCGGACUGUGAGUCGGCGAAAAGGAAGCGUGGAUCAGUAUCUCUUACGGUCCAGCAGCAUGGCCGGGGCCAAGUAGCACCUCGUGAACAGUGUUACCUGUUUUUAAGAGGUCUUUGGGCUUGAUCAUUGAUCCUGAAGAGCGGAGUGUUCCCAUUUUGGGUUUUUCUUCAUGGCAAAACAUCGAAAUGUGGUUCUGAGAGGUUCCAGGGCCUUUGUAGUCUAUAUCCAAGGGAACUGGGUCUCUGCCUCCCUGUGACCCAGGCCAGAAGCAGCCCCAACCCCCUAAGUAACCCAUGCCUGAGGGCUUCUGGGCCAAAUCUGGCAGCACCUACUUGGAAUGAGAUUCAAAAACAUAGUGGCCAGAGUUGAAAGUGGUAGAGGAAAGAGGGGAUACCUUCUCAAACCAAUAGAUCUCCUGACUUCUUUUAACAGGGUGUAUUUUUAAAUUGACCUUGCAGAUAAAAAUAAGUUCCAUCUUUUUCAAGGAAGUGGAACAGUAUAGUUCUUUGGCAGAUCCAAAAAAAUUAUGUUAGCCCUUCUCCUGACCCUUGCCACAAGUAAAUAUUCCUAAUGAAAUCAGUUGAGUUUAUGCUUCUAGAAAGCUAAUGAACAUUCCCUGUUAAAAAGUAACAUUUGAUUAAUGCUCUAUAGUUGACAGACCAUUUCAGUCAUUGUUUAACUUGGUCUUACCAGGAGACCUAACAUGUAAAUGGGAUUAACCCCAUUUUUAGAUGAUGAAACUGCAGUGCAGGUGUGCAGGUUCUCUCAACUAAGUGGCAUAGCCCAGACUGACCACUGGGUCUCCCAACAACAAAUCCCAUGGAUUUUCCACACUAACAGGUUGUUAUAAUGGACUACAACCCAAGGCCAUGCCAAGGGAGCCUAGGGAAAUCUGGCUAGGCAUUGAGAACCCAUUGUGUAAAAUCCACAUGCAGAUAAUUGAGAUAGAUGGGAACUGUAAACAUACGCUGUGCAGUUAGUCCCACCCUCACAGUUUACAGCCUUCUUUUUUCCAGGGUUCCACCCUGGGAGGUAAAGGACAGUUAGACCUCAUUAUUAUUCUUCACAUGGCCAAGGGUUAUCUGCAAUGUUGAUCUAAAGUCCAAAAACUUUGCCCAGAAGUCAGGCAAGAACAAUGCUGAAACUCCAUACUAUGGAAACAAGGUAUCUGCCUGGAUGCAGCUGGUAAAUUUAGUCCCAUGGACCUUUGGGGUUUAUAUUCCUUAGCAGCUGACACCAUGUGUCUUUUGCAUCCCUGGUGGUGCUUGGUGCUUCUGCCCAUCUGGGCUCAUUGAGAAUAGGGAUUAAGAUGUGAUUUUAGGGAAUCUCAGAUGGGCUGGCAUUCCCUGUGCAUGUAUGAGCUGUUACUAUAAAGUCAUGUGACUCGCAUUUAACAAACCUUUCAGAGCUUAUAUAUCCCAGUGUAUGUUGUCCCCCUUGAGUGACCCCAGCAGGAUACUGCAUAGUUUUUCCAGUGAUGUUGCCAUUGGUGAAAACAUUUCUGGAACUAUCCUCAAAGUAUAGAAACAUCUGGAAACAGACUCCUAAAAUGUUAGAACUGAAAGAGACCUUAAUGGUCAUCUAUUCCAACUUCUUCCUCUUAUUAAGGCAGAAGCUGAGGAUCCAGAACAAUGACUCAGUGAUCAAGGUCACUAGGGAUUUAUUCUGUCACCUUAUUUUCUUCUCUCAGGGGAUUUGCCUUCCUUCUCUGAGCAGAUCUGUAAUCUUUUGGGAUUAUAGGAGAGAGAAUUUUAAGUUUGAAAUUAGUCAGAAGCGGUUGAAACCUCUGGAAGAGAAGGUGGUAAACAAGAGGGUUUGGAGUCAUAAAUGAGGUACAGCCGUCAAAUUGUCAGAGCCAGUUUCUUGUGCAGCCCAUAAACAGUUCCCAGAGAGUUCCAGAGAUGAGCAUUUUGGUGAUCACUGAGCUAUGUGGAACCUCCUCACUGACUACUUUGGUGGGGAGUGUCACUCACCUGAAUGUCUGUAUUCUGGGUUCUCUGUGUCUGUGUGUGCACACGUGAAGAUGUGUGUUUAAAAACACAUCAGUCUUAUUACUUUAUAUUCACACCACUUCAGUUCUAGGCCCUACCAGCAACACAUGCCCUUCCAAGGUUGCUGGAGGGCACAUUGGUGCACAGGAUAGAAGAGUUGGCACUGGUCUGCAGAAGACAGAGGGUGACUUAUAAAUGCCCUUAGAGAAAAAACAGUUGCUGCCAUUUUAGAUAGUUCCUUUUCGAUCUUAGUAUUAUUGGGAGGCCUGUCUCAUUGGUAGUAGCAAAGACACUUAUUUUUCCACUUGCCAUCUUUUUCUAUAUCUCCAAUAAUUCGAAAAAUAAUUUCUGUUGGAACCAAUGUUUGUUUUUGGAGAAAAAAUAAAUAUUUUUAAUAGAAAAAAAAUAUAUUUUAAAUAUUCCCCCAGAGUAAUACUUUCAUUUUAAGAAAUUGCAUAGUAACAGCAACAAGUUUCAGCUUCAGGUGCAGAGUGAAAAGCUACUUCUUAAGAGAAUAUUCUGAAUCAUGGAUCCAGCUUACACACGUUCCUCCUUGGCCCUGCUGUGGGGCCUGCAGUGGUACUGACAGAUGUUGUUUUCCAUACUUCCAGCUGAGCAGUAGUCCUUCAAAUAUAGGCAAACCAGUUUAGGUUAAGGAGGGAUGAGGUGUAAUUUUUAAUCUGGUUGGCUUUGGAGGAGGUAAAAACCACUAAGGUAUUAUCUGUAUUUUAAGAUGCUCCCAUACUUAAUAACUAAAACCUGAACACUUUCUGAAAAAUUUCCCUCUACUGUUGCUUGAUUGUGCAGUUGGUCACAAAUGGAGUUGUUGACAUGAAUUAUUUGGAGAAAAAGAGAGAAAGACAAGAUAGGAAAAUAGAAUGAUUGGGAGGGUCUCUCAACUAGAAUGAGAGAUGCACUGUUUCACAAAGCAAAAGUAUCUCACAAAUCAUUGGAAUCUGAUUCACCAUAUGAAUUUCCCAUGUUCUACUAUUGUUGUUCCUUGUGUAUAUGCGCAUUCUUUGCUUUUUCUCAUUAAAGGGGAAGUUAUGAGAGCUUGGAGGAUGGAGGUCAUUCUGAUGGGAAAUUUAAGAAAUGUGGUACCCUGAGAAGGUGGGAAAGAUACUUUGGGAACAUGUUCAUGACUCUGUUGAUUGUAUCUGUUGGAAGAAAUCAUCUGGGCCUGUUGGGUCGGUGUCAAGUCAGCGAAGUGUGUAUCCAGCCCUUCCUUGGCCCCUUUCAUAUAAUUGCCUCUUUUUAAAAGGUUAAUUCUUCUUGGCUCAGGCUUCCCAGGAAAACCUUUUGUAAGUGGCUUCAUUUAUUAUUUUUAUUUAAUUUUAAAAAUUUUGCCUGGAGGUAGUGCUGGUGAUGAAUGCCUUCUCUCUCUGUUUUUUGUUCAUUUUCCCUAAAAUGCCCUUAAGAGAUUAAAGCUGCUUAAUUAAUUGCUGUAUGAUUAUAAACUGACAAGCUGACUAAAAUGGGAAGCUGCCACUGUGCUUGACUGGUGAAGCUGACGACUGAAGGCUGUGCAGUUCUCCUUUCUGUUCCAUUUGACAGAUAUUUCCGGAGCUUCGAACUUGUGCCUACUUUGUCCUGGGUCGUGGUGAUACAGAGAUGGAAAGGACAGUCUGCUCUUGUGGAGCUCAGUGUCUAAUGGAAUGUACAUGAAUGUAUAUGUGGCUGGAGAGUUUGUUAGUGGUCUUAUGAAAGGCCACUUCUUUCAUCAUCAUGAUCUUGCUUGGAUUGUCCCAUUCAAAAUACUGUCUAGCACCAAGCAGGCUGCCUUGAACAUUUUAGAUAUUCACAUCAGUAUUUGUGAAUUUGAUUGCAACACUGCUUUCCAUUCCUAAGUAAUUUUCCCAGAAGAGAAUGAAUUUUAUCCUCCAGGAUUAUAGUACAAUAAGAUCUCUUCAGAAGCUGCUUUUAGCAUAAGCCCCAUGAAAUGAAGCAGGCCGUGGAUCACUGGUAUGUUCAGAGGCCACAUCUCAACUUAGUAACCUCCCAACUGCUCCCCCGUCAGCCCUCUUGACUGCGGCUGGCAGUUACAUGGGGUUUCUUUUCUUUUCCUGCCUGGCUUCUCAUUGAGAUGAAAGGCCAGCAGGAGGAGAAGGAAAGAAAAAUUGAAGGCUGGAUCAUAAUCAUAAAAUAUUAUAUAGCUGGAAUAGGCAUGGAAAUCAUCCAAGUCAUGCUCCCCCCUUGCUAUCCCUCCUCUUUUUUAA
Messenger RNA from Molossus molossus (Pallas's mastiff bat), 6246 nucleotides. It is a transcript of the gene RNF169, whose product is annotated as ring finger protein 169. The record is from RefSeq and is a predicted model, not a curated record. The transcript is spliced from 6 exons. NCBI's taxonomy places the organism in Eukaryota, Metazoa, Chordata, Mammalia, Chiroptera, Molossidae. Gene Ontology annotation, biological process: double-strand break repair. Gene Ontology annotation, molecular function: ubiquitin-protein transferase activity; nucleosome binding. Gene Ontology annotation, cellular component: nucleus; site of double-strand break. The coding region runs from base 1 to 2115 and encodes 704 amino acids.